Molecule: messenger RNA, 2955 nt
Organism: Amphibalanus amphitrite
Lineage: Eukaryota; Metazoa; Arthropoda; Thecostraca; Balanomorpha; Balanidae
Product: feline leukemia virus subgroup C receptor-related protein 1-like
Exons: 7
Coding region: 786-2156 (456 amino acids)
Biological process (GO): transmembrane transport; heme export
Cellular component (GO): membrane
Molecular function (GO): heme binding; heme transmembrane transporter activity
Source: RefSeq, a predicted model, not a curated record
AGUACCUCGGUGCACCGGCCCGGGGGCGGUAGCGGUGGCAGAGGCUCGAGUGUUUACACCAGCUCAAGAGGCUCUCUCAGCACACCUCAGGACGGGUGGGGUGUCCCUCCCGACCUUCGAGCUGCAGUGUGUGACGGGCGGCUCGGGCAGGCGCGUGGCGGAGCGGACGGUCAGGCAGGUGGUUUGGUGCUGUGACAAGUGGCGCUGUUUAUAUGUGGACUGUACUGGUGUGGGCGAGCGGAUCGGACGCUGGUAGUCAGUCGAACGAGAGCCAGGCGCGGUGGCGUAAACAGACACUGGCUGAGACGGACUGUAUUUGAGAGAAGCGGGCAUUGUCCUGGUCGGAGCUAACAGUGCGAGCUAACAGUGAGCUAUCGAAUCGCUCGGUGAGCCAUCACCUCUCACCCUUUAGUGCCCUUGUCUCACCAGUAAACCAGUGAUCUCAGUGACUCGGUGCCGGACUCGGCCGAGAUUUACGGACUCUGCGACUGCAAACACCCUGGACUCUAAGGUGACAUUGAGCUGUCUGAGGCGAGGAUUUUAUGUGUUGGUGCCGGCAACAAACAUCGUAAGAUUGUGUUGCGAAAUCUCAGCUGGUGCACGCAUCGGUAUCAGUGAACCCCGAGCGAUUGAAGUGUUGAUAUCGUCGUCAGCUAAUCAUCCGCAUAAGGAAGGGUGAUUCAUUUAGGUUUAGCAAGUUUUGAAGACUCCACAAGGCCGCUCAUCAAGGCUUCGCACCCAUUUGCCUCAGUCAACAUCAUCCUCAACCUCACGCAUCCUCCGCCAUGUCAGAGCUACACCCACCCACCUCUCCCCCUUCGUCUCCCUCCUCUGGAGAGGCAGGUCCGCUGCCGGGCUGGCGGGUCUACCGGCGCCGCUGGGCCAUCCUGCUGCUGUUCUGUCUGUACUCGAUGACCAACGCCUUCCAGUGGAUCCAGUACGCCAUCAUCAACAACAUCGUGGCGCGCUACUGGGACGUCUCGGCGGCCACCGUCGACUGGCUCUCCAUGGUCUACAUGGUCGUCUACGUGCCGCUCAUCUUCCCGGCCACGUGGCUUAUCGAUAAAAAGGGUCUGCGGGUGCCGAUUCUGCUGGGUUCGUUCGGCACCAUGCUGGCCGCCUGGAUCAAGGUAGGCAGCCUCUCCCCCGACCGGUUCUACGUCACCUUCAUCGGACAGACAGUGGCCGCCGUGGCGCAGAUCUUCGUGCUCGGGAUUCCGGCCAAGCUGGCGGCCGUGUGGUUCGGUCAGGAUCAGGUCUCCUCCGCCUGUGCCAUUGGAGUGUUUGGGAACCAGAUCGGAAACGCGAUAGGCUUCUUGAUCCCUCCGGCCAUCGUCCAGGAUUCGGAGGACCUGGACGAAAUCGGACACGACCUGUCCAUCAUGUUCUACGGCCAGGCGGCCAUCACUAGCGCGCUGUUCAUCAUCAUCAUUUUUGUGUUUCAAAACGAGCCAAAGCUGCCUCCAUCGCCGGGCCAGGCCGCGCUAAAGGUCGCCGAGCCGCAGAGCUACGGCGCCAGCAUCCUGCGUCUCUUCAAAAACUACAGCUUCGUCCUCUUGGUCAUCACAUACGGCAUCAACGUGGGCAUCUUCUACGGCAUCUCCACGCUGCUCGGGCAGAUCGUGCUGGCCCAGUUCCCGGGCGCCAAUGAGGACGCCGGACGAAUCGGUCUAGUGAUCGUGGCCACCGGCCUGGUCGGCUCCAUCCUGUGCGGCAUCUGGCUCGACAAGACACACCGGUUCAAGAUCACCACCGUGCUCGUUUACAUCCUGAGCGUGGCCGGCAUGCUGGCCUUCACCUUCACCCUACCCCUGGGUCACAUCAGCGUCGUCUACAUCACAUCGGGCCUCCUAGGCUUCUUCAUGACCGGCUACCUGCCGCUGGGCUUCGAGUUCGCGGCGGAGAUCACCUACCCGGAACCGGAAGCCACCACUUCCGGUCUGCUGAACGCCUCUGCGCAGGUGUUCGGAAUUGUGCUGACAAUCGCCGGCGGCUCACUGAUGUCAGCAUACGACGAGCAGGCGUGUAACCUGCUGUAUGCCGCCACACUGGUGUUGGGGGUCAUACUGACUGCGAUCAUCAAAGAAGACCUCCGUCGGCAGAGAGCUCACGAGACCCACAGUGACGGCGUCAAACUCGAGAGUACUCGGAUGUGAGGGAUUGAGAGGAAUUGACGGAUUGAGGGACUGAGGGAGAAUCUGUUGGGAGGGAUUCUGAGGGUCGAGAUGGGAAGAUAACAGCGACGGUGUCAAACUGGAGAGUACUCGGAUGUGAGGGGCAAGGCUGAAACGGGAAGAAGUGUCCGUUCAGUGGUGGCUACAAAACGCACAGUGACGGUGUCAAACUAGACAAUACUUAGAUGCGAGGGCCCCAGAGUCGACACUGAAGGAGAGGUCCCACGAGGCGCCCAACUAUUGUAUGUAUAAAGAAAGAGUGUGCAUACUUGGAUGUGACCGGUAGGUACUAAGCCUGAGGGUCGACACGAGAAGAGUGUGCCCACGUGACAACAUUUGUGUCAAACUUCAGAGUACUCAAAUGUGAGGUUCGACACUUGACAGUGACACGCUUUUGUGUGUUGAAGAGGAUGUGAAGGGUGCAUGCUGAUGGGAGCCCCGAGAUCUGGUGGACAACACGUGCUGGCGCUCAAGUUCGGCAGAUGGAACUGCUGUUGGUAAACGCGUAUUCUGACUUCUGACAAAUAUGCUGAAUGAAGGAAUGUGUUUGUAUGCUUGUAUAAAUGUACAUAUUAGAGGUUGUCCGACCCGAGUUUGGUGAGCAAUAACACUUGUGGCCUUUAUUUGAUUUAACGGCUCAACAAAGUGAGUGGAGACUGGAGAGUAUAGACCUCCUGUGUUUGCUGCGUAUGCGUAAAAAUUAGCAAGCAAGAGAGCAAAUAAUUAAACAGGGUUGUGUCAUACCAGAAGUUGUAAAAUAAAAGUAGCCAGUGCCAUCGUC